This is a messenger RNA of Panthera uncia (snow leopard), 3398 nucleotides long. It is a transcript of the gene ZDHHC24, whose product is annotated as zinc finger DHHC-type containing 24. The record is from RefSeq and is a predicted model, not a curated record. Gene Ontology annotation, biological process: peptidyl-L-cysteine S-palmitoylation; protein targeting to membrane. Bases 337 to 1191 code for a protein of 284 amino acids. Lineage: Eukaryota; Metazoa; Chordata; Mammalia; Carnivora; Felidae. Gene Ontology annotation, molecular function: protein-cysteine S-palmitoyltransferase activity. Gene Ontology annotation, cellular component: endoplasmic reticulum; Golgi apparatus. The transcript has 3 exons.
AGCCGGGAAACCCCGAUGCCACCGAGUCUGCAACUCAAUCCUCCAAACCAGCCAGCGAGAGCAGAGGGCGUAGCUUCGGUGGAGGGGCGUGGCCUCCGCUGGCGGGCGGAGCUAUAACGUGCUGUCCUUCCCUGCUCCAGCGCCAACGGGAUUCCAAGCUUCUCGCUGGCUCGUUCGGCCGUCCAAUCACAUGUCUGCAUCUUCGGGCCGCUCCCUGUGACUCUAAGCCCCCUUCGAGCUUCUAUUGGUCGUAGAGGGCGUCCGUCUGCCAUUAUCCCCGCCCCAAUACGGAAGCGGUGGUGUACUAGGGACCCGAUAGCCGGUGGGGUCUAGGCCAUGGGGCAGCCCUGGGCGGCGGGGAGCGCGGAGGGGGCGCCCGCGCGGCUGCCCCUCGUGCUCACUGCGCUGUGGGCCACGGCUGUGGGCUUGGAGCUGGCCUAUGUGCUAGUUCUGGGUCCCGGGCCACCCCCGCUGGGACCCCUGGCUCGGGCCUUGCAGCUAGUGCUGGCCGCCUUCCAGCUGCUCAACCUGCUGGGCAACGUGGGGCUCUUCCUGCGCUCCGAUCCCAGCAUCCGGGGCGUGAUGCUGGCCGGCCGCGGUCUGGGCCAGGGCUGGGCUUACUGCUACCAGUGCCAAAGCCAGGUGCCACCACGCAGUGGGCAUUGCUCUGCCUGCCGCGUCUGCAUCCUUCGUCGGGAUCACCACUGUCGCCUGCUGGGCCGCUGCGUGGGAUUCCGCAACUACCGGCCCUUCCUGUGCCUGUUGCUUCAUGCUGCGGGUGUCCUGCUCCACGUCUCUGUGCUGCUGGGUCCUGCCCUGUCGGCCCUCCUGCGAGCCCACGCACCCCUCCACAUCGCGGCCCUCCUCCUGCUGCCCUGGCUCAUGCUGCUCACAGGCAGAGUGUCUCUGGCGCAGUUUGCCCUGGCCUUUGUGACCGACACGUGUGUGGCAGGUGCACUGUUGUGCGGGGCUGGGCUGCUCUUCCAUGGGAUGCUGUUGCUGCGGGGCCAGACCACGUGGGAGUGGGCUCGGGGCCAGCACUCUUAUGAUCUGGGCCCUUGCCACAACCUGCAGGCGGCCCUGGGGCCCCGCUGGGUCCUUGUCUGGCUCUGGCCCUUCCUGGCCUCCCCCUUGCCCGGAGACGGGAUCACCUUCCAGACUGCAGCUGAUGUGGGCCUCACAGCCUCCUGACUCCAGGAAGAGCCAGAGCUGUUCGGGAAGAGGGGAGCGGGAGAGGGGGCUCCUAACUCAUCUCAGGCCCAUCCCUAACCUCAGGAGGGGAGGUGCACUGGUACUUAAUGCCUUUUGGCAACUCCAGUCCCAUCCUUGGCCUUGCCCCUGCCCAGCUUGGACUCCAGUGUCCAGGGCUUGGGCCCUGCAGCUCUGCCUCAUUGGCCCUCUGGCAGAGUGGCAGGUUUGGCAAGGGGCUGCUUGGCCAGCCUAGUCACCCCUUUGCCAAGUUAAUAAAGCGCCCACUUGGUUCUUGGACUCCCUCCAUCUUUCUAGGUUUCUGGUUCCUCUCACUGUCAGGCCUGGGACCCACAGAAUGCCUGAGGGCAUGAGGGGCCAGGGCUCUGCCUCCUGUGGCCUUGGUGGGGGCCAGAGCUGGGGCACAGCAGGCCAGGGCUGCAUGUAGGGACCCAGGGAAAGAGAAUGCAACAUUCUUUCCCUGGUUCAGUGCUUUAUAAUUAGAAGCAUCUCCACGACACUCACUGUGCCUCUUUUUGACUAAUCUGGUACCGGAGGCAGCAGUUAUGAGAGUUGAUGGGAUGAGAUCAUGGGGCAGUGAAUGGAGGAGUCAGGAUUUGAACCCAGAUAUUUGUGCUUUCUCCUUCGUCCUUACACAGCUGAGGAAAGUGUGUAGGCAAAACCGAGGCAGAGAAAUCAGGUGGAGAUGUUCAAGCAUCUGAAGGAUGAUGCUCAGAAGGCCAAGCUCUUCCUCUCUGGAGCUACCUGUUAAACAUUUUUAUUUAAAUAUAGUAAAUAGACUUCCUGUUAAAUGUGGCAGGUUUAAACACAUGGGUUUACCUCUGUUUCCUCUUAAAAUCUAAAAUGAGAGUAAAGAAAUAAAACAGGUAUAAAUUUACAAGGAGAGAGAAAGUAGGAGGGAGACAGUAAUAGACCAAAGGACCUGAUGAUGUUUUGAAACAUGGGAAAUGGAUGGAGGCUCAUAAACUCUCUUAGCAGAGAAUUAGAAAUUAAUUAAAUGUUCCUAGAAGGAGGGGCCAAGAAGCAGCCAAAUUGUCCCCCAGAGCCCUGGAGGCUCAGGAACUCUCCUGGCACCAUGAAAGGCAAGGUUUGGGACGGACAGUAGGGGGACUGAUCCAAAGGGCAACUGGGUUGCCCUCCCCCCAGGGCACUCCCUACCCCUGGCAGCCAAGCAGCUAUCCUCCUAGGGUAGAGAUGGGUGCUAUUCGAAGAAGCUUUGGGUCUCAGGGGCACUGGGGGAGGGUGGGGGGGGAGGGGUUGGACCCAAAACGGGGUUAAGUGAAAAAGUCUACAGAUGCUGCCAAGGGUGGGGGGUUGUCAUCCCGUGACACGGCAGGCUUGUCACCCAGGAACCCUCAGAGAAGUCCAUCCUUCUGACAGGCCCUGCCCAUGCCCACAGAGGUUUGAGCUGCUAGGGCUUCGUUUUUUCCAAAUGGCAUGUUCAAGAACUAUUUUGUAACUGUUAGGAAUGUGGUGUGCCUGGCACUCUGUGCUGCUUUACCCCUCCAGAAUACUUUUUUCUUUCCUUUCUUUUUCUUUCUUUCUUCCUUUCUCUUCUUUCUUUCUUUUUUAAUUAAAUAGUAAGGAGAGGCAAGAAGAUAUUUAUAAAAUAAAGAGAAACUCCCUCCCCAGCCCCAUUUAAGAAGAGAUGGAACCCACUUCUUUGAAGUCCCCGCUGUGCCCUCCCUGGUCGAGAAAACACUGUGCUGUCUUCACCAUUCCCUUGCUUUGCCUUGUAAUUGCAUUACCUAGGUCUGUAUCGGUUUUGCAUGUUUUUGAAUUUUAUAUAAAUGGAAUCAUACCGUUUAUUCAGUCACUCAGUAUUAUGUUUCUGAGAUUUAUCCAAAUCAAUGUGUAUAGCUGUGGGGCAUUCCUUUUCCUUGCUGGAUAGUGAGCCACUGAAUCUACCGCAAUUUAUUUGUCCCAUUUUGUCUCACGGGUCAUUUUAUCUGCCCCUGUUGUGUGACUCCCUAAGAUCCAUCCGUGGUCCUUGCUCUUCCACAUAAAUUUUAGAAUCCACUUGUUAAGUUCCACCAAUAAAAAUCCCUUUGAGAUUGUGAAUGGAACCCAACUGAAUUUACAGAUCGGUUUGGGGAAAAUCAGCAUCUAUAUGAAAUUGCAUUUUUCAGUCAUGAACAUGGUGUAUCUAUUAGAUGUUUUCAAUAAAAUUAUAUACUUUUUCUCAUAAA